Molecule: messenger RNA, 269 nt
Organism: Nematocida parisii ERTm1
Lineage: Eukaryota; Fungi; Microsporidia
Exons: 1
Coding region: 1-237 (78 amino acids)
Source: RefSeq, a predicted model, not a curated record
AUGAACAAUAUUAUACCACAAGAAACAAGAAAAGAUAGUGAGAGUAGUUUUGUUACUAUUUCUUUAAACAGCUCAAUAUCAGAUGAUGACAAUUCAGACUUUAUGAUGAUUUAUCAUGCACCGCCUCAAUACGAUGUAGCUGUUUAUAUGAUAAUUGUGUUUAUUGUUUCAUUUGUUUCUAUUGCUGCAUGUGGGAUUAUAUACAUAGAAGAACAUACUGGAACAACCAAAAGUUAAGAAAUGCAUAAAUAUUUUGAUGCAACCAGAAA